This is a messenger RNA of Pocillopora damicornis (cauliflower coral), 1267 nucleotides long. Its product is annotated as nucleoporin Nup37. Gene Ontology annotation, molecular function: protein binding. The record is from RefSeq and is a predicted model, not a curated record. Lineage: Eukaryota; Metazoa; Cnidaria; Anthozoa; Scleractinia; Pocilloporidae. Gene Ontology annotation, cellular component: nuclear pore outer ring.
UUUGGAACGCCUGCUCGAUUUUGCAGUUCUCGAGCCUUGAAAAUGGCGCCAGUGGCAUGUGUCAGUAACUUUCUGUAAUUCCAAAGGAACGGAGCACAUAUAGUAAGGGAACAAAAUGCCUUCGGCAAAUGGAGCUGUACCGAGCACAUUUUCAUUCGAGAGUGUGCAAGAUGUGAAUGUCGUAGAGUUCUGUCCAUUUGAUAAGGCAGCAGGUCUUAUUGCUUAUGGUGGCGAAAACAGAGUAGCACUGGGCAUGUGUCUUUUCCAAGAGGAGGCCCAAGACAGUCACCUUCCUCUUCUGCAGUUUAAACAUAUCACAGAUUUUCAUCAUGGAACAAGUGUUCUGUCUAUUGCCUGGUCUCCUAAAACAAACAUUCAACACUUACCUUAUUCUUUCCAGUUCUGUACAGCAGGAGAAGAUAGAAAGCUUCGUUAUUUCAUUUCUGAUGGCAGGGAUUCAUCAACAGUGACCACUUUAGAAGGACAUCUAAGUUACGUUAAUGAUUGUGUUAUUGAACCAGUAACUGGCCUCAAUGUGGCUAGUGUUAGUGAUGAUCAUACUUGUCGGCUGUGGGAUCUGGAGACUGGAGCACAAAAGACAUCCAUUCCUCUUGGGUCAGCUGGAAUGAGUGUUAAAUGGAAUCCUGUUGAACCAAACAAGCUGAUGGUGGCUGAAAAGAAUGGAAUAAUAAGAUUUUAUGACUUGGUGAGCCAGCAGCCCAUCAUGUCUCUCAGCACUGAGCAACUUCCUCUUAUCUCAGCUGAUUGGUGUAAGGCCAAUGCUCUGAAAGUUGGAGCAGUAGCUAGGGAUGACUGGCUUAUCUGGGAUAUGUCAAAGUCAAGUCUACCAGAAGUUGCAGAACAGGCUCAUUUAAAAGGAGUAUGCAAAUUUAGAUGGUCACAUGUGCAUGAGAAUCUGUUUGCUACCACUGGUCGUCCUGGUAACCACAUCAAUGUUUAUCACAUGGGGCACCACAAGAUCCCUGUGUCAUGCCAGAUGCCGACUGGAGGAGGACUUUCAUGGCACCCUUUUUUACCUGUAUGUGCCUCAGCUGGAGGGAACAAGGUGCAUUUAUGGUUCUUAGAAGUAUAAUGAUCAAAAUAGAACUGACAGAAGUAAUGAAGGUGAAUAAUUACUUUCUCCUCACACCACAGAUGGAAUAGACAUGAACUCCAAAACAACCUUAAAAACAUUUACGUACAUAAAAUGUAGCAUAUUUGUUUUUCAAUAAAAAUAAAAAAGGAGAGUUAACUGUGUUUAACAAUA